Caenorhabditis elegans is the source of this 280-nucleotide messenger RNA. It is a transcript of the gene txt-9, whose product is annotated as UPF0057 membrane protein txt-9. Bases 35 to 214 code for a protein of 59 amino acids. The record is from RefSeq and is marked reviewed. Gene Ontology annotation, cellular component: membrane. The transcript is spliced from 2 exons. NCBI's taxonomy places the organism in Eukaryota, Metazoa, Nematoda, Chromadorea, Rhabditida, Rhabditidae.
GAUACUUUUUCAUAUUUGCUUGAACUUUUGAACGAUGGCUACAGAUGCUGAUGUUAUUAUUGAGGUCAUUCUUUGCAUUUUCCUCCCGCCAUUAGCAAUCUGGUGGCACACAAAAGAAUGCGAUAUCAAUGUGCUCAUUGAUAUUAUAUUUUGCCUGCUCUUCUGGCUUCCAGGAAUACUUUACGCAGUCUACAUUUGCUUCUUCAGAAAGUAAUUUAUCCAAAUUUCUUGUUUUUCUUUUUCGGUUUAAAAUUUAAAAUAAAUUAUAAAUUACCUGUGA